AUGGUUGAGCUAACGGCGGUCCAUGCUUCUAAUAAAGCCCUGCGCCGAUACUUGCGACCCAAAGCUGUUGCUGUGUUUGUCGGGGCGACCAAAGGAAUUGGCAAGACGAGUCUACUGAACUACGCCAAACAUGCACCACAACCGCGCAUCUACUUUAUCGGCCGAUCACAACAAGCGGCCGAUGGAAUCUUGAAGCAGCUCCGGGAAGAAAGUCCAGAGGGGAACUAUACCUUCAUCAAAGCGGAUGCUAGUCUGCUCAACAAAGUCGAUGAAAUCUGCGAGGAACUCAAAGCGAAGGAGGAGAACAUCAGCCUUCUCUUCCAGAGUCAGGGUACUUUGGACAUGAGCACGAAAACCUCGGAAAAUCUCAUGCUGAUCACGGCGUUGGGGUAUUACUCCCGGAUGCGAUUCAUCGCAAAUCUGCUUCCCCUUCUUCGGAAAUCCCCAUCAGUCAGUCGUGUGAUUUCCGUCCUCGCCGGAACUAAAGAGGGCCCGCUUGAUAUGAAAGAUCUCUCUGGCAGCAGUAUAGCACCGUGGAAAGCGCGGGGCCACAUUUCGUCUCUGUCGACCUUGACUUUGGAGCAUUUUGCCGAGACAGCGCCGGACGUUAGUUUCAUCUACAGCUACCCCGGCUUUGUAGACACUGAUCUCGCCCAGACCAUGAAAGGAAUUCUUCCGGCUGUUUUCAAGGUAGGGUUUGCCAUGUACCGAACAAUCGGCCCCAAGAUUACCUACAUGCCAUUGGACGAGACUGGAGAAAGAUACACUUUCCUAGCGACAAGUUCCAGGUUCCCUUCUCAAAAUCAGAGCAAAGAUCCGCCAAAUUAUGGGAAGGACAUUGCUGUUGGCUCUGAUGGAGCAAUUGGAAGCGGCGUUUAUACCUUGGACGAGUUUUGUGAAAGUGGUGAUGCAAAGGUCCAAGAGGUCUUGGCUGAGCUUAGGCUGGCCGAUGCGGGGGCCAAAGUCUGGCAGCACUUGCAGGAGGUCUUCAAGAAUGUCACAGGGAAGGAGUCUAUUUGGUGA
Messenger RNA from Penicillium chermesinum, 1023 nucleotides. RefSeq lists its product as uncharacterized. The coding region runs from base 1 to 1023 and encodes 340 amino acids. Gene Ontology annotation, biological process: secondary metabolic process. Lineage: Eukaryota; Fungi; Ascomycota; Eurotiomycetes; Eurotiales; Aspergillaceae. The transcript is spliced from 2 exons. The record is from RefSeq and is a predicted model, not a curated record.